AUGGUAAUGGAAUUAGGAAAGAAAGAAGAAGGAAUAAUAAGAAAAGGGCCGUGGAAGGCUGAGGAAGACGAAGUACUGAUAAACCAUGUGAACAAGUAUGGUCCGAGAGACUGGAGCUCCAUUCGAUCCAAAGGCCUUCUUCAGCGAACCGGAAAGUCUUGCCGUCUCCGAUGGGUCAAUAAGCUUAGACCUAACUUGAAGAAUGGUUGCAAAUUUUCACUUGAGGAGGAGAGGGUGGUGAUAGAGUUGCAGGCAGAGUUGGGGAACAAGUGGGCGAGAAUCGCGACGUAUUUGCCCGGGAGGACCGACAACGAUGUCAAGAAUUUUUGGAGUAGCAGGCAGAAGAGACUCGCCAGGAUUCUGCACUCAUCUUCUUCUUCUUCAACUCCUAAUUCCACCAUAAAUAAAUCACAUUCACAUAAUAAUAACAAUAAUAAUAAUAAUAAACAUAAAAGGCCCAUUCCUAUUGCUGCUCAUAAUGAAGUUCCCCCACUGCCUAUGGAUCAGUCUGGUAUGCAGGGUCGAAUUUUCUCUGCUUCAUCCGCAGGAGAAUUGUCGUCAAAGGUACCAUCAUACACAUCAUCCUUCAACGAGAACUCCUCCGAAAUCAAAAUGGUGUCGCUGCCGGAUCUCGUCAACCCAAAACUGCUUAAUUUCGAACAAGAUCUCGGUCAACCAUUGUUCAACUGUUCUACCGAGAAGAAUCCAUGCAUCGAUACACAACCAUUAAACCUGAAUCCUUUCCCUCCAAUGUCACAAUCCCAAUUGGAACUCGCAUUUCCAUCUGAAGAACACCAGGACUUUUUGGCAAGGUUUGGUGAGCCUUACUUUGAUGUGUUUGGAUCUCUGGAGGCUUCAAAACUUGGAAAUGGAACAGAAAUUCCAUUUUGCAUACCACCAUUUCUUGAACCAGUGGGAAAGCCAGACAAUUUGAGUCCUACCCCCGACAGCCUCUUCGAUGACUUCCCGGUUGACAUGUUCGACCAGAUCGAGUCGCUUCCUAGCCCACCACCACCAUAGCCGCGACUAACAAUUACAAUUACACUAUU
Messenger RNA from Morus notabilis, 1049 nucleotides. Its product is annotated as transcription factor DUO1. The transcript is spliced from 3 exons. NCBI's taxonomy places the organism in Eukaryota, Viridiplantae, Streptophyta, Magnoliopsida, Rosales, Moraceae. The coding region runs from base 1 to 1020 and encodes 339 amino acids. The record is from RefSeq and is a predicted model, not a curated record.